Styela clava is the source of this 4919-nucleotide messenger RNA. RefSeq lists its product as uncharacterized. NCBI's taxonomy places the organism in Eukaryota, Metazoa, Chordata, Ascidiacea, Stolidobranchia, Styelidae. Gene Ontology annotation, molecular function: zinc ion binding; protein binding. The record is from RefSeq and is a predicted model, not a curated record.
GACCAUGAAAAAUUUUGUCCAGAUUAUUUUUUGAGUUUGAGAAAAAGAUCUAUCUUGCUGUAAUCUCAUUUUAAUUCAAUUCCCUAGACAUUCCCACAGACAAGGUAGAGAGUAGAGAAAAAGGAAUAGCAAGGAUAUGAAUAAAGAUAUAUUGAUUUGCAUUAGGUAAGAAAGAACUAUAUUCCAUAAGAAUCAGAAAUAUCAACCACCAGAUGUUGAGGUGAUUACUUAUUGAUUUUUAUGCAGGGAAUAGAUUUGCUAUCUACCUACCAUAGUUCAUAAUAGGAAUUCAGUGACUUCAUAGGGAACAAGAAAAUAUAACAGAAUAAUGUCUGUACAUUAAGCUUGCAAAUAUAAAAUUACUGAUAUGGAAAGACUUAAAAGAAGUGGUAAGGAUUAUAGUGUAGAUGGAAAUGAUAAUAUUACACUAUUAUUGGAAUACCUUCACAAAUGUAUUGCCUGUUUGUCUUUUUGCAAGAUAUGUAAUAAAUACUGAACAUUAUAAAUGAGACUAAAUUUGCUCAUGACUCUUUUAUUUUUGUUCAAAUUACUAUAAAUAUGUCACAUUUUAAAACUUCGGUACUCCUGAAGUAUGCGCACCGAGAUGUCGCAUAACCUCCUGAACCCUAACCUGGUACACAACCUGAGUUCAGGUUGUGCGUCAUCUUGGUGCGCAUACUUCAGGAGGUCCAAAACUUCUUUAUAACUAAUGUUACUAGCUCCCUUGUAAUUUAAUGCAGUUUAUAUUCUAGUUUAUAACAUUUUCCAAGUGUUUCAAUCAUUAUUUAUUCGCUAGUAUACUCUAAUAAAAGUCGAUGUGAAGAGCAACUUGACAAUCUAAACACUGCAUUAUGUAAAUACCCCCAGGCUGUUAUUGCAAAAGUGCAGAAGAUUUAGUGUUUUUGUAAGCAGAAAGAUGGCAACUAGUUUACAGUUUAUUUUGAAUUGGAGGUGAAAAGUUUUAAACAUGGAAUACAGCCUGGCUAUAAAACUAGAAUAAGGUAUUGUUACUAACUUGGAAUAUCCUAUGUGAGAUGAUGACAGAAUUUUAUUAAACAAAUAAUCAAGCAAAAAAAAAUCUUCCAAAAGCUAAAACAGCUAUUUAAUAUUCGAAAAGAUAAUGUGAAAUUAUAAAAAUAAAAUUGCUUAGUGAGUUAGUUCAACAACAACCAAAUAUAUUACAGUAUGUUCAAACAGGAUUGGUGACUGUUUUUGCCUCAGGCUCUUCUUACAUGUAGCAUGUGGUUUAUAUACAUGAAAAUCAAAUGUCAUUUUCAUCAUAACUAUUAUGACUACAUGGAUUAUUGCCACUGAUUUUCUUCCAAAGUUUCUUGAAAAAACAGUCAGAUAAAUAGUUAGGAAUAACCAAAAAACAUAUUGAAUAGGUGACAACAAUAUUAAGGAACGCAGUUUGGGAAUUUCAAACGGUCAGUAUGUGAAGAUAUAGAAUAUUUAAUGAAUUGGAAAGGAAUUUAUCAAAGUUGAAGAAAUAGAAGAUAUUAUGGCAUCUUCAAGUACACUUCUGUCGCAAAUAAAUGAGGAUUUUCUCACAUGUCGAAUAUGUAUGGACUCCUAUAAGAAACCUAAAGUGCUCAACUGUCAGCACUCAUUCUGUCUCUCGUGCUUGGAAUCAUGCAAAACCACUGAGAAUGGCUCAUACAUGUCGUGCCCUGUUUGUCGACAACGUACAGUGCUGGGAAUGAAAGGUGUCAGUGGCCUCAAAGAUAAUUUUGUAUUUUCGAAUAUGGUUGAAAUGAUGGAAAAUUGGAAAAGAUCAAAAAGCCCAAGUCCAAGACGAAGCACAGAAUCAUUAGAAGAUGCUGAAAUUCUUUGUUCUACUUGUCCAGAAACAGAGCAAGCUAUGGCGACAUUUCAAUGUUUAGAUUGUUUGGAUAUGCUUUGUGCUGACUGUGGGGCGUUUCAUAGCCGGACCAAGCUGACAAAAGACCAUGAGGUUGUUCCGAUGCAAGAAAUUGAAAAUGGAUUACAUGAGGGGAGAUUAAGACUGGUCCAACUAAGCAGAUGUUCAAAUCAUGAAAUUCAAAUGAAGAACUAUUGCAAUGACUGUGAUGUACCAGUAUGCAGAGAUUGUAUUGUGGAAAUUCAUGCAGGUCAUCAUCUUGUACUUAUUGAAGAAGCAGGGAAAGAACUAAAGCAUAAGGUAGAAGAUAUGAAAACAGAUCUGGAGCAGGAUAUUCACAUCUUAGAAAGAUCAAUAGAAGAAAUUGAUAUUGCCAGAGAAAAAGAAGAAGAUAAAUUCAAAGAAAUACAAGACAGUAUCAAAAUCAAAGCCAAGACAUUCAUUGACGCAAUCAAAAAGAGAAGAGAUCAUCUCCUCGAGAAGGUUGAAGAAGUAGAAACAGAGAAUAUGGAGAAAAUGAACAACUGUAAAGAUGGCUUGGAAACUCAGUUGAAAUGCAUGGAAAACUGUGUCCAGUUUUCAAACCAUUUAUUGGAGAACAGCACUUCUUUUGAAGUCGUAACAAUGCAACGACAGAUUACAGAAACUGCGAAAGAACUCCAGACGAAGACGAAAGAAGUAUUGGAAAGAAAUGAUGAGACAAUCAAGUCUUGCACUGAUAUCAAAGUUAAUUUUGGGAGCCCAGAAGACAUAUGGGAGAUUUUUGGAAAUAUCGAAAUAGCAGGCAAUGAGGAAAUCAACAAGACGAAGAUAAAGAAUGUUUUAGAUGAUUCAACAAAGUCCAAUUCUGACAAAGAAACGAGUCCAAAAAUUCAACCAAAACCCACUCCAAGAAGACAUACAGGUAUUACAGCAGAUAUGAAAAAAGAACGAAGCAAAUUCACUUUGCCUAAACCCCCACAACCAACAACAAGAAGAUCAUCAAAUCAUUCAAUUCAAUCAAUGGAACUAGAUGUAGAUGAAUCUGCAAAUGAUUCUCCCAAACCAGCAAUUAGGCGUUCAUCUGAAGAAAUGAAACUUGAAAGACAAAGCAGUCUGAUCGUAGAAGUGCUACCCCAUACUCUAGGUAGACCGUCAAAAUCGAACUUGAAGCAAAGUCAAGAAAAAGCAAGAAGUGUUAUGAACUUGAGCACAGGUGAUGGAGGCUUAUCUCCAGCACGAGCUGCCCCAGUGCCACCACCAUUGUCUCCACUGCCUAAAAGGGUAGAGUCACUAAGAAAAAAGAAAGCACCAAAGCCACCACGUAAAAGUGGCAAGGUGCCACUGAUGCCACCACCAUUGCCACCUCCUCAAAACAAGAAGCCACUUCUGAAGACCAACUAUCUUACACCAAUUGAAGCAAAAAGAUUGGUGAAAUUCGGACGAAAAGGGAAAAUAAUAACAAAUGGCGAAUUUUCAGGACCACCAAGAUAUGCAAUUUUUAGUAAAGUUAAGAAGAAAAUUCUUGUACUUGAUGGCGAAAACCGACAUAUCCUAAUAUUCAGUGUAGAAGGCUUCUUUAAGAAAAGCUUCCGUGUAGUGAUACCUGACCAAGGUAAAAACAACAAUAAAUACAAAAUAGCACAAGCGAAACCAAUAGCAAUUGCAGAAGCCGGAACAAAUCACAUUCUGGUCUUAUUUAAAAAUUUUAUCACAAAUUGGAGUUGGGAUGGUGAGAUGGAAGAUAUCUGGGGGACAACAGAACUCAUCGAUGCAACUUCUAUUGCAAAUGACAGUCAAGGACGAAUAUUUGUCAGUGACCAAGAGAAACACAUGAUAUUUGUAUAUGAUCCCCAUACAAAACAUAAAGAGAUGCAAAUUGGAGGAUUUGGAGACAGAGAUGACUUGUUUAAAAGUCCAAGGAAUAUUUGCAUAAACCAAUUUGAUGACGUAAUUGUAUCAGAUCACCACAACCAUUGCAUUAAGGUGUUCAAUAAAGAUGGAAGCUUUUUAUACAAAUUUGGAGAGAGAGGAACUAAAGAUGGUGAAUUAAAAUAUCCUGAAGGUGUUGCAUGCUUCCAGUUGGAAGAUGGAAAAGAUGGGAUACUUGUUGCAGAUGAUGGAAAUUGUAGAGUGUCACUAUUCACUUCAGAAGGAAAGUUUUUGAGUCAAGUUUUAACAAAAGAUGAGGACAAGGGACUAAAAAGCCCACAAUGUGUUUCAGUGUCUUCCACUGGUGAAGAAAUGCUUAUAAGACAAACAAAUCUGUUACAAAUUCGGGUAUACAAAUUAAUCAAAGUUGAAAAAUGAUAUCAUACAAUAAUGCUCAAGACAUGCACCAGUAUUUAAAUUUGUCAAAAAUUUGAGCAGACUUCUUCAAAAUGAAAAGUUGGUUUAAAUAUAGUUUCAGUUUAAGUGUAUAGUAUGCUUUAAAACGGGGGUUCUCAACCUGGGGUUCGCGAACCCAUUUCCAGGGGUACUUUGAUGGCAGUUGAGAUUUCAUUUGUUGCUAUUUUUUAAUAUCCUUCACUACCAGAGAAAAAUGCGCGCCUAUUGAAACCCAACGCAGGUUUUCCCUGGUCUUGCGUUGUUGUGAUGCAACAAUGUGGAAUCCACGACUUUCCAGCCAAACUGUGAAAUCUCAAAAGACAAUGUACUGCAAGCAUUGCAGAAAGUGAUAUGCUAAUCGGAACUUAAGAGAUAUUUUAAGAUUUCAUUCGUUAGGCGGAGAACAAGGGCAAUAACAUCAACACACAGAAUUAAUUUGGUUACAGCAUUUGGUCAAUAAAUUGUUGUUGCAGCAAAUAGUUAGUCAGUAUAUCACAACUUUGUUUGGUGUCUGAUUACUGGGGGUUUGGGUUUCUUUUUUUCGUGACUCGGGGGUACUUAACAAGAAAAAGGUUGAGAACCCCUGCAUUGAAACAUGGAUGCUUUUCUGUGAAUCAAUGGUGUAAUACGAUUAUGAAUGUGAUAUUGUUUUUAUAUUUCUGUAACUUUGUUUUAAAGUUCCGCUUGCACUGUGUAUAAAUAUAGUAAUAAUUUAUCGAUUGAACUAGUAAAUAAAUAGAAUUCAACCACA